AUGGCUUCCGCAACAGGCCUCCCCGAACCCCCUCCCACUCAGGACCAGGAACGCAACCACGAUCAUGGUGAGCUGGAGCCACUCCUUGGGCGACCAGGCGACGCUCAGCAGCCUCCUGAUCAAUUCAUCGCGAAGAAUCUCAUUCUUGGCACUGGCGUCAUCGCCCAAUUCGGCGCCGUCAUUCUCCUCGCGAUGAUAUGGGCGUCAGUCUUAACUAAGGACCUGAUCCUCUUCUCCGGCCACCCAUUGGCCCAGAGUCUUGCGAUCUUCACCCUUAUUCAGUCCAUUCUCUCGCUCCAGCCGACACACACGCCCGACCAGAAGCGCGUGGGACAGCGUGUGCACGCUGUACUAAACCUCCUCGCCUUUCUGUUCCUCGUUACCGGUGUUACCAUUAUUGAGUACAACAAAUAUCUGCAGGGUCCGGGCUCUCACUUUCACUCCGUCCACGGCUACCUCGGCGUCAUUCUCUCCAUCAUCCUGCUGCUGCAGUACCUUGUCGGCUUUACCAUGUGGGCAACCCCCAAGCUCUACGGAGGCGAGGAUCGUGCGAAAUCAAUUUGGAAGUACCACCGGAUGAGCGGCUACGCUGUCCUCGUCCUGCUGCUGAUUACCGUUGCGACCGCCACCGACACUCCGUAUAACGCCAACGUUCUCAAGUUGAAGCUUUGGGCUGUUGUUGUUACCUCGCUACUUGUUCUCAUCGGCAUCAUUCCUCGAGUACAGAAGCAAAAACUAGGCUUUUCUUCCUAG
Colletotrichum truncatum is the source of this 753-nucleotide messenger RNA. Its product is annotated as cytochrome b561. Lineage: Eukaryota; Fungi; Ascomycota; Sordariomycetes; Glomerellales; Glomerellaceae. Gene Ontology annotation, molecular function: transmembrane monodehydroascorbate reductase activity; heme binding. The record is from RefSeq and is a predicted model, not a curated record.